CUCAUAAUUUGCUCUCAUCUGGUGCGCCUUUUUAGCUCUCGCUUUGUAUUGCUCUCUCUUUUCCGGUUAACAGGACUUUCUAUCUCACGCUCUCUCCUCUUGGAUUCUCCGCGGCGCACGUUAACUCCGGCCGUUCUCUAACCUACGCCCCCCUCCCCGGAGGAUCGAGAGAGUUCCUAGGGUUUGGUUGUAUUGGAUCGUUGAUUUUUACUAAAGAUCUGUAAUAGGAGAACAGUAAUCUGUGCGGCAAUUCUUUUCUGGUGGAGGGGAAAUCUAGGGCUAGGGUUUUGAUGCACUGGCGGAAAUCCAAAUCCGCCAAACGGGUUGCGUUUCGGGUCGGACCCCUGCCAUGGCCAAUCCCGGAGCCGGGACUAAGUUUGUGUCGGUGAAUCUGAACAAAUCGUAUGGGCAACCUCAUCACCAUCAACAUUCAUCUAAUCAGAGCUCUUAUGGAUCUAAUCGAACCCGACCCAGUAGUCAUGGUGGCGGCGCAGGAGGAGGAAUGGUGGUCCUUUCGAGGCCUCGAAGCUCACAGAAGGCUGGGGCGAAGCUUUCUGUUCCACCCCCCUUGAACUUGCCCUCCUUGCGAAAGGAGCAUGAGAGGUUCGAUUUGUUGGGAACAGGGGUUGGGCCCGCUGGUGGGGUUUCGGGAAGUGGGCCAAGGCCAACUUCGUCCGGUAUGGGGUGGACUAAGCCGGGCACGAUUGCAUUGCAAGAGAAAGAGAAUGAAGGGUUUAGUGAUCAUGGAGCUGAUGGAGUUGAUCCAGGUUUGAGUAGUGUCGAUGGGUUGAGCAGGGGGAGCAGCGUGUAUUUGCCGCCCUCGGCUCGGUCAGGCAUGGCGGGACCCCCGGCUUCUGCUUCAAUUGGACCUCUACCACCACCAGCAGAGAAAGCGACCGUUUUGAGGGGAGAGGAUUUUCCAUCUCUGAAGGCUGCUCUGCCUUCCACAUCAUGUCCUCCACAGAAACAAAAGGAUGGUUUGAGUCAAAAACAGAAGCAAGCAGUUGGUAAUGAGUCAACCAACGAGCAGAAGGUUGGUUCCCGUUUGAGCUCUCAAGGUGGUAUGCGCCCUCAAAUGCAACCAUCCCAUCAUGGUGUUGUUAAUGGUUUGAUCGAGAAGGGUGGUGAAAGUCACGGUUUUGGUGGUUCAUGGACAUCGGAGCGAGUUCGGAAGCAGGAAGAGUAUUUUCCAGGUCCACUGCCGCUUGUUCGUGUGAAUCCGAGAUCAGAUUGGGCUGAUGAUGAGCGUGACACAAGUUUUGGUUUGACAGACCGUAGAGAUCAUGGGUUUCCCAAGGGCGAAGCUCACUGGGAAAGAGAUUUUGAUAUGCCCAGGGUUAGCGUUUUACCAAAGAAGCCAGUUCAUAACCAUUUUGACAGGUGGGGUCAGCGUGACAAUGAAGCUGGAAAGGUUUUUUCCAGUGAAGUCCCCAAAAUGGACCCUUUCAACAGAGAUGUAAGAAUGCCUAGUAAAGAAGGGCGGGAAGGAAACUCGUGGAGAACUGUCUCUCUUCCUAAAGAUGGAUUUGGUGUUCCAGGAGUUGAAAAUGAUCGAAGUAGUACCAGUGUGAGGCCGGCUACACUUAAUAGAGAGACAAUUAAAGAGAACAAAUACACAGCAUCACCUUUCCGUGAAAAUGGGAAUAAUGAUAUUGGAAGGACAAAUAUCGGGUAUGGACAGGGAGGGAGACACCUAAGGAACAACGCAGCAGAUCUAUAUAGCAGCCGAGGGCUGAAGGGAAUACGAGACCGGUACAGCCAUGAACAGCACACCAAAUAUAGGGGCGAUGCUUUCCAGAAUAACUUGGUAUCUAAAUCCUCAUAUUCCUUGGGUGGUAAAGGGCUUCCUGUUAAUGAUCCGUUACUCAAUUUUGGUAGGGAGAAACGUCCAUUCUCAAAGAGUCAAAAACCCUAUAUGGAGGACCCUUUCCUCAAAGACUUUGAAGCUAUAGGUUUUGAUGGACGGGAUCCCUUUUCUGGGAGUCUCGUUGGGGUGCUUAAGAGGAAGAAAGAUGUGCCUAAACAGACUGAUUUCCAUGAUCCUGUAAGGGAAUCGUUUGAGGCCGAACUUUUGAGAGUCCAAAAGUUGCAAGAAGAGGAGAGGCAGCGGAUCAUUGAAGAGCAAGAAAGAGCCUUGGAACUAGCUCGAAGAGAAGAAGAGGAGAGAGAUAGGUUGGCUAGGGAACAGGAAGAAAGGCAGAGAAGGUUGGAAGAGGAAGCCAGGGAAGCAGCAUGGAGAGCAGAGCAAGAACGACUGGAAGCCAUGCAAAGAGCUGAAGAACAGAGGAUAGCUAGAGAAGAGGAGAAACAAAGGAUUAUUAUGGAGGAAGAGAGGAGGAAACAGGCUGCUAAGCAAAAGCUUUUAGAAUUGGAGCAAAGGAUUGCCAAGAGGCAGGCUGAAGCAGGGAAGGCUGGUGGUAAUUAUCCCGCUGCUGCAGAUGAGAAGAUGUCCGAUAUGGUAAAUGAAAAAGAUAGCUCUAGGAUGGCAGACAUCGGUGAUUGGGAAGAUGGUGAAAGAAUGGUGGAGAGGAUUACAACAUCAGCAUCUUCUGAUUCCUCCAGUCAUAAUAGGCCAUUUGAGAUGGGUUCUAGGCCUCACUUUUCAAUAGAUGGCUCUUCCACCCUGAUGGACAGGGGAAAACCUGUUAAUUCGUGGAGAAGAGAUGCGUAUGAGAGUGGGAGCAGCUCAAACUUCCUCAUCCAAGACCAAGAGAAUGGCCACCAUGGUCCCAGGAGAGAUUCAUCUGCUGGUAGGAGAUCGAUUUCUAGAAAAGAGUUCUAUGGAGGAGCUGGAUUUAUGUCUUCUAGGACUCAUCAUCGAGGUGGGAUUCCAGAACCUCACAUGAAUGAUUUCACUCAUCUUAGAGGGCAGAGGUGGAAUCUUUCCGGGGAUGGUGAUCAUUAUGGCAAAAAUAUGGAGAUGGACUCAGAAUAUCAUGAGAAUCUUGUUGAAAAGUUUGGUGAUGCUGGAUGGGGUCAAGGUCAUUCCCAUGGUACUCUUUAUCCUCAAUAUUCUGACCGUUCGUAUCCAAAUACUGAGGCAGAUGGGCCUUAUUCAUUUGGGAGGUCACGGUAUUCCAUGAGGCAGCCUCGUGUUCUUCCCCCUCCAUCACUAGCUUCUAUGAACAAGACGACCUACAGGGUUGAGAAUGAACAUCCUGGUCCUACUUUUCUGGAAAACGAGGUACGGUACAAUCGUCCAGCUCGAAGUGAACCUAACAUGCAGACUGGGUAUGAUGAUAGUCAUCAAGAGAAUCUUGAGCAACGUGAACUUGGUAAUGUCCAACAACAGAAUCCUGAGAAUCGGGAGCAAAAUUUAGAUAAUAACGCCACACCAAGGUGUGACUCGCAGUCUUCACUCUCUGUUUCAAGUCCUCCUAGUUCUCCAACUCAUCUAUCUCAUGAUGAUCCGGAUGAAUCUGGAGAUUCUGCGGUGGCAUCAGCUGCAGGAGAAGAAAAGGAUGCUCCCCUGUCAGAACAGGAGAAUGAACCUGUUGUCUUAUCGACCAAAGCUGAGGAAGAAAGUAUGGUGACCACCUCAAGUGCUGGUGAUGAUGAAGAAUGGACUAUAGAGAAUGAUGAGCGGUUGCAAGAGCAGGAAGAAUAUGAUGAGGAUGAAGAUGGAUACCAGGAAGAAGAUGAAGUGCAUGAAGGAGAGGAUGAGAAUGUUGACCUAAACCGGGAGUUUGAGGAUAUGCAUCUAAAGGAGAAAGGGUCACCUGACAUGAUGGAAAAUUUCGUUUUAGGCUUCAAUGAGGGUGUUCCGGUUGGCCUGCCAAAUGAUGAUUUUGAAAGGAGUUCAAGGAAUGAAGAAAGUAGUUUUGUGAUACAACAGGGAUCAACAGAUGCUUUUGAAGAACGUGGAUGUUGUGAUGGACAAGCCCUUAAACCUGUGGAUGUUGCUCCUCAAGUGAGCAGUGAUGGUUCUUCCAGAGUGUUCCAGGAAACUGAGAAGGCCAUGCAGGAUUUUGUCAUUCAACCCAAUUAUGCUCAUGCAUCAGCAGCACGUGAGAUUUUAGAUCAUGCGGAGGCUUCUAGUAGCUCUGGUAUGUCAGUUCAGCAUCCUGUCCCAUCUGUAAUCAAUCUGGCCUCACAUCCUUCAUCUAGUCAGACUGUGAUGUCUACUGUACCUGCUGUACCGAUUCAAACUGAGGUGCCUGUUAAGUUUGGGCUGUUUUCUGGUCCUUCUCUAAUACCACCUCCAGUUACGGCCAUACAGAUUGGCUCUAUUCAGAUGCCUCUUCACCUGCAUCCUCAGGUUGGCCCAUCCCUCACCCACAUGCACCCAUCACAGCCUCCUCUCUUCCAGUUUGGUCAGCUAAGGUACACAUCUCCUAUAUCUCAGGGAGUAUUGCCAUUGGCUCCUCAAUCCAUGUCAUUUACUCAACCCAAUGUUCCAGCCAGUUUUUCCUUAAAUCAGAACCCAGGAGGUCCUCUGCAAAUUCAACUGGGUCAAGAAUCUUCUGCUCAUAAUCCAACGAAGAACAAUGCUGUGUCACUUUCAAUGGAUAACCAACCAGGCCUUAUUUCAAGUCAUCUGGAGCAUUCCCAAGGAAUUGUGACAAAAGAGGUAAAUUCAUUUGCUGCUAGAGAGAAUGCUGGAAAAACUGUUAAAAAGCAGCAGGUUCAAACAGAGAUUUCCAAUUGUGGUGAUGACAGUGGACGGUAUGAAUCAUAUCAGCAGGUAGAAGAUCAGGGGCACCAUAAUUCAGUUGUGAAGAACUACAAUUCCUUGUCCAAUACGAGAGAAAGGCAGCCUCAAUAUGAAGCAGCAUCAUCUCAGUUGGUUUCAAAAGAAAAGGAUUUAAGUGGAACAAAGACUCAAGGGCCGAUAUCUGGUGGCAGAGGGAAAAGAUAUGUCUUCACGGUUAAAAAUCCUAGCUCAAAAUUAUCACAUCCAGCUGCUGACACUUCUCACACAGACUUUAAUGGAUUGCAGAGGAGGCCCCGACGUAAUGUUCAGCGCACUGAGUUUCGAGUUCGGGAAAGUGCUGAUAAGAGACAAUCUACUGGUUUGGUUUCAUCUCAUCACAUUGGGGUGGAUGAUAAGUCAAAUACCAAUGGAAGGGGUACAGAAAUAUCCAUGAGAAGUGCGCCUCGGAAGGUGGCUGUGUCAAGUAAGCAAUUGAAACCAACACUAGACUCAGCAUACUUGACUUCAGGUCCAUCUAGAUCACAGGAGAUGGAUUCGGGGAGCAGAAAUGAAAAGGGAUAUGUAAAGGAAACCUUGCCGAGGAGUCAGAGCAUCCUUCACUCCAGAGAGGGAAACCUUAAACGGAAUAUUGGUUCUGAAGAGCUUGUUGAUGCUUCCUUGCAAAGUGGCAUCGUGCGCGUCUUCGAGCAACCUGGCAUUGAAGCUCCUAGUGAUGAAGAUGACUUCAUCAAGGUGCGGUCGAAGAGGCAAAUGCUGAAUGAUCGGCGGGAACAAAGAGAGAAAGAAAUCAAGGCAAAGUCUCGGGUCUCAAAGAUGCAGCGGAAACCUCGUUCUACUUCACAGAACACUAUCAUCCCAGCCAAGUUAAGUAAAAUUUCUGCAUCAACAAGUAGAGAAGCAUCAAAGAGCCUUCGGCCUGACCUUGUUUCAUCUGAGGGACGUGGCUUGGCAAACAUUGAAGUAUCCUCUGGAUUUAACACUGCCAUAGUCUCACAACCAUUGGCUCCAAUUGGUACUCCUUCUGUGAAAACUGAUUCCCAAACUGAUGUGCGAUCCCAAGCAAUCAGAUCCCUCCAGACAGGCUCCGUUCCUACAGUAACUGGUGGUGGCAAGAGCAUUGGACCAGGAGAGAUUUUUGACAGCAAAAAUAAGGUCUUCCUUGGACCACAAGUGGUGAUUGACGUGGUCCUUGAUAAUGCCCGGACAUCAUCAUUGGGGCCUUGGAACAAUUCAAGGAUUAAUCAGCAGGUUAUGGCCCUAACACAAACACAACUUGAUGAGGCUAUGAAGCCUGAACAAUUCGAUUCUAAUGCUUCUGUUGUAGAUCAUAAUAACUCUGUUAGUGAGCCCCUCAUGCCAUCAUCAUCCAUCUUGACAAAGGACAUGUCAUAUUCUUCUGCCACGAGGCCAAUCAACUCCCUGCUUACUGGGGAGAAAAUCCAAUUUGGUGCAGUUACAUCUCCAACAGUUCUCCCUCCUAGCAGCUGUGUGGUUUCUCUUGGUAUUGGCCCUCCAGGUCCAUGUCGGUCUAAUAUCCAAAUAUCUCACAAUCUUCCUGGAGCUGAGGAUGAUCGCAAUCUUUACUUUGGAAAGGAGAAAAAUGUCCCCAAAUCUUGUGUUCACUUGGAGGAUUGUGAAGCUGAAGCUGAAGCAGCUGCUUCAGCGGUUGCCGUUGCAGCCAUCAGCAAUGAUGAGAUUGUUGGAAAUGGGCUGGGUGUUUCCCCCGUAUCUGUGUCAGAUACGAAAAGCUUUGGAGCUGAUAUUGAUGGAAUAACAGCAGGUGUAGAUGGUGAUCUGCAAUUAGAAAGUCAAUCAAGGGCAGAAGAAUCUAUCAGUGUUGCUCUUCCUGCUGAUCUAUCUGUUGAGACCCUGCCAAUUUCCUUAUGGCCACCCUUGGCGAGUCCACAAAACUCCUCAAGCCAGAUGCUUUCUCAUUUUCCUGGAGGACCGCCUUCUCAUUUUCCCUUUUACGAGAUGAACCACAUGUUGGGGGGGCCUAUCUUUGCUUUUGGACAACAUGAUGAAUCUUCAUCCACCACUCAAUCACAGCCCCAGAAGAGUAGUGCAUCAGCUUCAGGGCCACUUGGGACCUGGCCACAAUGCCAUUCUGGUGUAGAUUCAUUCUAUGGCCCUCCUGCUGGAUUUACUGGCCCCUUCAUCAGUCCUCCAGGAGGCAUCCCAGGGGUUCAAGGCCCUCCACACAUGGUUGUUUAUAGCCAUUUUGCACCAGUUGGACAAUUUGGACAAGCUGGCUUGAGUUUCAUGGGUGCCACUUAUAUCCCGUCUGGCAAGCAACCUGAUUGGAAGCACAAUCCUGGGUCAACUGCUUCGAGUGUGGGUGAGGGGGAUAUAAAUAAUUUGAAUAUGGUUUCUGCACAGCGCACUCCUUCAAACAUGCCCUCUCCUAUCCAGCAUCUUUCCCCUGGGUCGCCUCUCCUGCCAAUGCCUUCUCCUUUGGCCAUGUUCGAUGUAUCUCCUUUCCAGUCUUCUCCUGACUUGUCAGUCCAAGCUCGUUGGCAGCACGUUCCUGCUUCACCUCUUCAAUCUAUUCCCCAGUCAAUGCCAUUGCAAAAACUGGCAGAAGGUGCUCUUACAUCUCAAUUCAGCCAUGGGCCUGCUGUUAACCAGUCAUUAACUGCCAACAGAUUCUCUGAUUCUCGAAGUUCAAUGCCAUCUGACAGCAGCCGGAAUUUUCCUGUGCCAACUGAUGCAACUGUCACCCAGUUCCCCGAUGAAUUAGGGUUAGUAGAUCCUGCAAGCUCCUCUGGCACUGGGGCUCAGGCACAGGCUGUGGUCACUAGUAGCUCAUCUGUAAGCACCGUUGCUGAUGCUGGCAAGACUGAUCUCCAGGCACGCAGUAGCAAAAACAGCAGUGGCCACAGCACAAAUUCCGUUUUUAAGACUCAGUCAUCUCAGCACAAGCAGUAUGGUCAUUCCUCGGGGUACAGUUAUCAAAGAGGAGGUGGGGUUUCCCAAAAGAAUAGUUCGGGGGCCGAAUGGGCCCAUCGCAGAAUGGGGCUCCAGGGAAGGAAUCAGUCUUUGGGUGCAGAAAAAAGCUUUCCUGCAAAGAUAAAGCAAGUUUACGUGGCCAAACAGACUACAAGUGGGACAUCAACAGUGUCAUAAGGAACAUAAAACGGAACUACUUGGAUUCGAGGAGAAAAGCAUCAGAUUGACGCAUUUCUCGUAAUGACAAUUUUGGUUACUUUUUGCAGCAUUUAUGGUACUACUGCUAGGAUCCAACUAGUAUUCAGGUGUGGUUUUUGUUGAUCUAUCGAUCUUUAUGAUCGUUUUCCCAAUUAAGGUUUGUAGAACUGGGUGGUAAAUACCAAAUUUUUAAUCUUCUAGGUA
Molecule: messenger RNA, 8005 nt
Organism: Juglans microcarpa x Juglans regia
Lineage: Eukaryota; Viridiplantae; Streptophyta; Magnoliopsida; Fagales; Juglandaceae
Biological process (GO): intracellular protein transport
Molecular function (GO): small GTPase binding
Source: RefSeq, a predicted model, not a curated record